AGCGGCGCAGGGUGGAGGGGUGCCCACAUCCAAGAUGGCGCCCCAGGGAGCUGGGAGCGGGUGACCGGCGGCGGGGAAGCGGCCUGGGUUGGCCCUCAGAUUGUGGGGUCCAGGGGGCAUCUCCCCCUGGCCCGCCUACAAGACCUUCCCCUGGCCAAAGCAAUGGCCGCCGAGAACAGCAAGCAAUUUUGGAAGAGGAGCGCUAAGCUGCCGGGGAGCAUCCAGCCUGUGUAUGGAGCACAGCAUCCUCCUCUGGAUCCUCGGCUCACCAAAAACUUCAUUAAAGAACGGUCAAAAGUCAACACAGUUCCUCUGAAGAAUAAGAAGGCCUCCAGUUUUCAUGAGUUUGCCCGGAAUACCAGUGAUGCUUGGGACAUUGGCGAUGAUGAGGAAGAGGACUUUUCCUCACCUUCUUUCCAAACUCUGAACUCAAAAGUUGCUUUGGCAACUGCAGCCCAAGUUCUAGAAAAUCACAGCAAGCUGAGGGUAAAACCAGAACGGUCCCAGUCAACAACAUCCGAUGUUCCUGCCAGCUACAAGGUCAUCAAGUCCAGCAGUGACGCCCAGCUAUCCAGAAACUCUAGUGAUACCUGCCUGAGGAACCCACUCCACAAACAGCAGUCACUCCCUCUCCGACCCAUCAUCCCUCUCGUUGCCCGGAUCUCGGACCAGAAUGCUUCUGGGGCCCCCCCAAUGACUGUCCGGGAGAAAACUCGCCUAGAAAAAUUCCGGCAGCUUCUCUCCAGCCACAACACUGACUUAGAUGAACUGAGAAAGUGUAGCUGGCCAGGGGUUCCCAGGGAGGUCCGACCUGUGACCUGGAGACUCCUGUCGGGCUAUCUCCCAGCAAACACCGAGAGGAGGAAGUUGACCCUGCAGCGGAAGCGGGAGGAAUAUUUUGGCUUCAUUGAGCAGUAUUAUGACUCUCGAAAUGAGGAGCAUCACCAGGAUACCUACAGACAGAUUCACAUUGACAUUCCAAGGACGAAUCCUCUCAUUCCAUUGUUCCAGCAACCACUCGUACAGGAGAUCUUUGAAAGAAUUCUAUUUAUUUGGGCCAUCCGACACCCUGCCAGUGGGUAUGUCCAGGGAAUUAAUGACCUGGUCACUCCAUUCUUUGUCGUCUUCCUCUCAGAAUAUGUGGAAGAGGAUGUGGAAAACUUUGACGUGACCAACUUGUCUCAGGACAUGCUGCGAAGCAUUGAGGCCGACAGCUUUUGGUGCAUGAGCAAGCUGCUGGAUGGGAUCCAGGAUAACUACACCUUUGCACAACCAGGGAUCCAGAAGAAGGUCAAGGCACUGGAAGAGCUUGUCAGCCGGAUUGAUGAGCAGGUACAUAAUCACUUCAGGAGGUACGAGGUCGAAUACCUACAGUUUGCCUUUCGCUGGAUGAACAACCUGCUUAUGCGGGAACUUCCUCUUCGCUGCACCAUCCGCCUGUGGGACACAUACCAGUCUGAACCAGAAGGAUUCUCCCACUUUCAUCUCUACGUAUGUGCAGCCUUCUUGAUCAAGUGGAGGAAGGAGAUCUUGGAUGAGGAGGAUUUUCAGGGGCUCCUCAUGCUGCUACAGAACCUGCCUACAAUACACUGGGGCAAUGAAGAGAUUGGACUGCUUCUCGCUGAGGCAUACAGACUCAAGUACAUGUUUGCCGAUGCCCCCAAUCACUACCGCCGAUAGGUGCUGUCUCCCUGUGGGGACCCAGACUGCCCCCAUCUCUGAUGGCAAUCUGAUCACUGUGGCCACUGUGCGAGCCGUGGACGCUGGCCAGGAACCGCUCCUGUUGUACAAAGCUCACACCCGCCACACAGGUCUUAACUUCUUGGCAUCCACCACUCCAUGUCUCUGGAUGUGUUACUUGGACCACUAUCAGUAUUCCAUGCCAUAUGGAUGGGCCCGGUUCUGGGAGAGGACAGAAAAGGUGGUACAGGGUUGUCUGUCCCCUUAAAAGAAACUGGAUGAAACAAGGGGAAGGCUCAGGGUCUCAACUCACAUUGUCCCUACAUGGACUGGCAGUUUCCCACCUCCAGGCGCCAACUGAUAAUGUUGGUUUUUGUGACAUAGUUUGGUUUGAUUACAGGUCAAAAACGCCUUAUGUUUUCAAAAGAUUCCUGGCCCUUCUUCCCUGUCCCUGGUUUCCCAGUCCUUCCCCUUCUGCCCUAGUCUGAGCCAGUAAGGGGCAACUUUUAAAGACCAUUGUUCCAAAUGGAGGAGGCACUGAUGCAUAUAGCUCUGGGAAGAGGCCUACACCCAAGGGCUAGAAUGUUGUCUCUCCUUUCUCACCAGGUGUCUGUAUGUGUGUGUGAGUGUGUGUGUAUACUCGGCAGCAUUUAGUUACAUGUCUGAAUCUCUGUGUCCAGAUUAGCCCCAUUAGACCAGUUGGAAAAGGCCCCAGUGACCAAGUGUACAAGAGUCACUUGAGAAGGAUCAGGGGAGGGGGCGGGGAGGGGAGAAGGGGCUGUUUACUUCUCCAAACCCUUUUCUCAUGAUGACCCACUCCAAGAUAUUAUGUGUAAAUUGUGUUAUUAUGUAUAUGGGUAAAGAUGUAUAAAUAUAUGUCCUCUUUGUAGCAGAUAUGAUUUUAUAUUUAUAAUGUGCAUCAACAUGUGAAAGCAAUCUAGGUCACUAGCACAGAUAAAGUUGCCAAGCAGGUGGCUUUAGAAACUCCAGUUUGGUUCCUGGGCGCCCUCCUUGAGGGGUGUAGAGGGGGCGGCUGCUGGAGGGCAUCUGGCUGAACAGUGGGGCUGCUCGGAAACCCAGUGGCAGCCAGCCUGAUCAUCAGUGUCUCAAGAGUUUUCCUCUCCUCCCCUUUCUUCCCACCCCUUCCCAGGCCUUUCUGGAGCAUCCGCCCUGCUCCUCCCCUCUUCAGCAAACAGAGCACCCCCCUCAUCCCUAGCAGCCUCCCCAGGAAGGGACUGCAGAGGCAGACAAGCCCUCUCCAUAGGUUUUUAGUCCCUGCCUUUUCCCCAGAAUCUGGGGAGGACUUUUGUUUUUAUAUUUUUAAGUCAGCAUUAUAUUCAGGACAGAAGCUGUGACUGACUAUUCAGUGCCAAGGAAAAGGGUUUCCUGUGUGUCCUUGGAGGUUGGGGCUCUUCUCAGAGAGCAGCACUCAUCGUCCCCUACCGUCACCUUCACAGCCACACAGCUCUUGAGAUGUGUGACCCAUGUUCGAUUUUUGGUAUUGGUAGUGGAGGGUGGGGGGAUGGGGGCAAACAGCUGUUGUCCUCUGGGGAAGCCCAGCAGUGUCCCCAGCCGGUGACACCCUUGAGUCUCUUUGCCAAUAAUGCCCCACCACACCUCCCAGGUACGAAUUUGGUUUCUCAUCCAGGUUGUUUCUCAGGCAUUCUUUCUAACCCUUUCCCUCCCCCUUCAGUGUGCCUCAGUAGUCUCCUCCAUAGAGUGAGAGGGCUUGUGACCCUCCCUCAACCAGACGAAUUAAAGAAAGACACUUGUGUUCCCAAGUGGUGGUUUUAUUUUUUUAGUUUUUAUGUUUGUAUGGGAAAUUGUGGAUAAAGUGAAAGAAUUGUAAAUAAAUGGUGUAUUUCCUCCUCCA
This is a messenger RNA of Carlito syrichta (Philippine tarsier), 3553 nucleotides long. It is a transcript of the gene TBC1D22B, whose product is annotated as TBC1 domain family member 22B. Gene Ontology annotation, molecular function: GTPase activator activity. Lineage: Eukaryota; Metazoa; Chordata; Mammalia; Primates; Tarsiidae. The transcript has 13 exons. The coding region runs from base 163 to 1680 and encodes 505 amino acids. Gene Ontology annotation, biological process: activation of GTPase activity. The record is from RefSeq and is a predicted model, not a curated record.